AUGUCUAGGUAUGCAACAGAGGAUGUUGAUGACUUCAUUAAAGGUCAAGAAAAUAUCAAUACUUCGAAGAAAACUAAAAGUGACAUAAAAAUCCUUGUAGAUUUUUUACGGAGUGAGAGGAAUGAACUCAGACCGAUCGAGGAGAUAGAUCCCCAUGAUCUUAAUGACCACCUCAAACAUUUUUUCAUUAACAUAAGAAAGGAGGAUGGUAGUCCUACUGCGCCAGUAUCGAGCAUUGGUGAGGGAGUCGAUUUGAAAUCUGGACUAGGAACACAUGGAACUUGGUUUAUCGACCCCAUGGAUUCAACAGCGUGGGUUAUGAGUGGUUACAAUAAUGUCAAAACCCUUGAGAGGUACAACAACAAGAUGUCACUUUCAGGGAGUCCUGUAGAGACUAUAACUCUGGCACAAGGGUGUUCUGGAACUGGACAUGUCGUAAACGCAGGCUAUCUAUAUUGCAACUUACAUAGAUCAAAUAAAGUGAUGAAAGUACAAAUUAGUACCAAAGAAAAAGUUGGUGAGGUGAUUUUGACAGACGCUGGUUUCAAUAAUGCGUAUCCUUACAAGUGGGGAGGAUAUUCGGACAUUGAUCUUGCUUUGGAUUCUGGAAAUCGACUGUAUGCCAUUUAUGGUUCAAAACGAAAUAAUGGAAAUUAUGCAAUUGCACUUUUGGACAUCGAUACAUUGGUCAUUGUUGCAACAUGGCAGAUUGAUGUCGAGAAAAGGCAAACUCGAGAUUCAUUCAUGGCAAAUGGAAUGCUAUAUAUUCUUGACUCUAAUUACCAUUUCACCUACCGCUUUGACACGACAACGAAUAGCCUUACAUCACUGUCAUCAAGUGAAUUCCAAUAUGGCUCUAGAAAAGGUUACCUUACAUCUUUACAAUACAUACCUGGAAGAUGUGAGCUACUUGCUUAUGACAAAGGAUACCUCCAGACAAGGUCAAUUCAUUUCUAAUUCCACUUCUUUUGCUUAUCAUUUGAGGAAAGCUUAUUCUCAAUAUGUUGCUUAAAUUAAUUCAAUAAAAAGUGUCAUACAUAUUUCAAUUCAAUUUACUUCAAGUUUUUAAGAGAUUCCAGAAUCGAUAAUACAAAAUUUAAAGCAGAUUUCCCCCCUAUUUUGCAAUUUUAAAUGGACAUGUCCAUUAGUUCGAAUUAGAAGACUUGAGUAAGUUCCUAUUUGACUGAAAAAGAAAUAUAUAUGAUAAAUA
Owenia fusiformis is the source of this 1210-nucleotide messenger RNA. Lineage: Eukaryota; Metazoa; Annelida; Polychaeta; Sabellida; Oweniidae. The record is from the annotation of a GenBank genome assembly.